UUGGCAGUAUAGUCCGUCAAGUGGCUCGCCAUGAAGGAGGAGGAGAAGAAGAAGAAGAGUUCAUACUUGUGCUUAUGUUUGCGAUAUUGUCACUAUGCUGUAAAAGAUAAAAAAAAUCUAGUUAUUAUUUAUACCCAAUAUUGUGAAUUUGCCGCUUGUAUCAUAAUGGCUCUAAUCACAAAAGCUGCUAACAAAAGCUCAACAUAUUUUACAAUUCGAAUGCUAGGAUAUCGGUUUCAAAGUACUCAACACCAGCAGGAUAGUGAAAAACACUUCGAUGAUGAACAAUUCCCUGUUUUAAACUUCAAACAAGUUAAAUCGCAACGGAUAGCUCGGCGGAAGGCAUUUAGGCCUGAUGUUCCUCCACCUAGAACCCAACAGAUGGCCACUGAUCAGGACUGGGGUGCCGUAUGGCCUGGACCGAAAUCGUUCAAUCCUUCGGCCGUUCCACUACCUCUCAGGCAGGGAUAUGUGGAACAAAAAAAUAAAAUUCCGCCAGGUAAGUUCGCGAACGCUGAGCUGAUGAAGAUACCCAACUUUUUGCAUUUGACGCCCCCGGUGAUUAAAAAGCAAUGCGAAGCUUUGAAACAAUUCUGUACCCCUUGGCCAGUAGGUUUAGAUACUGAGGCAAAAAUGAAGCGACACUUUCCGGUGGAUUUCAUCUCAUCGGAUUAUUGUCAUGCAUUACCAACGAUAAGAAAUCCUUUGUCACGAAUUGUUACAAUUCAGUUAAAGCUAGAAUCACUUACAUUGGAUCAACACGCAAAGGACAAACUUUUAAGAUUAGUUGGGGAACGAUACAAUUCGGAUACCGAUGUCCUGACUCUCGUGGCGGAUAGAUGCCCACUUAAGAAGCAAAAUUACGAUUACGCGAUGUAUCUUCUAACUGCACUUUAUCACGAGUCGAAUAUGGUGGAGCCAUGGGAAGAAACUAAAUCGGAAGCUGACAUGGAAUAUUAUGCUUUUCAAAGGAAUCGUUCAAAAAUAAGUUCGGAAAGUAUUCUAAACUGGGGAAAGUCAAAAGAAGACACGCAUCGAGAGGCCCCUGUGGAAUACGCGAACUCUGUGGAACAGCUUUUCAAUGACGGGGAGAAUGAGUACAAUCUUCAAAAAUAUAAGGAGCAAACUUUGUUAUUACUGGGAAUAGCUAAAUAGAUCAUAACAAUGAAGCUGUAGUAAAUCGAGAAAUAAACACAAUACUAUGUGGUAAAAUUGG
This is a messenger RNA of Wyeomyia smithii (pitcher-plant mosquito), 1216 nucleotides long. RefSeq names its product 28S ribosomal protein S35, mitochondrial (gene mRpS35). Gene Ontology annotation, molecular function: structural constituent of ribosome. The transcript is spliced from 3 exons. Gene Ontology annotation, cellular component: mitochondrial small ribosomal subunit. Bases 31 to 1155 code for a protein of 374 amino acids. The record is from RefSeq and is a predicted model, not a curated record. Gene Ontology annotation, biological process: mitochondrial translation. Lineage: Eukaryota; Metazoa; Arthropoda; Insecta; Diptera; Culicidae.